AUGUCUUUCACCGGCAAAGUAGCCCUCAUCACAGGCGGCUCCAAGGGCAUCGGCCGCUCCACCGCCGAGCAACUCGUGGCUCUCGGCGCCAAAGUCGCCAUCAACUACUCCUCCGACGAGUCUGCGGCUGCAGAAGUCGUGACCAAGCUAGGCGCCGACAACGCGCUUGCCAUAAAGGCCGAUGCAGGAUCAACCAGCGGCAUCAAGACCAUUGUCGACCAGACGGUGGCGCGGUUCGGGAAAAUCGAUAUCCUCAUCGCGAGCGCCGGCAUUAUGCCGCUCGCGAACCUUGACGACUUGACGGAGGAGCUGUUCGAUAGAGUAUUCCAGGUCAACGUCAAGGGGCCAUUGUUUUUGGCAAAGGCUGCCGUACCACAUAUGGCUCCGGGAUCACACAUUGUCUUUUUCAGCACCUCGCUAUGCCACUCCAACACGGUCAUGGCUCCGCAAUUGACAUACUGCUCCAGCAAGGGUGCCAUUGAGCAAAUUACCCGCAUCCUGUCCAAGGAUCUUGCGCCAAAGGGCAUCAUCGUGAAUGGAAUUGCUCCGGGACCAACAGCGACGGAACUGUUUAUGAGGGGGAAGCCGGAUGCAUUGAUUGAGAUUAUCAAGAAGCAGUCCCCUUUUAACAGAUUGGGUACGCCGGAGGAGGUGGCGGAGACCGUGGUUUAUCUGUCUGGUACUUCGUGGGUGGCCGGGCAGACGGUGAGGGCUAAUGAUAAGACGUGCAGUUCCUCUCCGCAGAGGGCUAUACACUCACACACACUGACUCGGGAUGAAGAAAAUAUAAUGAAUCUCAUCCUCAUCACCAUCCUGCUCGCCAAGUUCAUCUCCGCGACGACUACGACGACGACACGCAUCUCCUUCCAGCAAUGGGAGUCCCAAUUCCCCAUCUGCGCCCAAUCAUGCAUGGAUACAUAUUAUGAUGUGCAAUUCGUCCCAUACUGCGGCACGCAAGCAAAGAAUAGCAUCAAGACCUCGGACUUAAGAUGUAUAUGUCAACGCCUCGAAAAUCAGAACGACCUUGUUGCGCCCGAAAAUAAAUUUACCAAUUGUAUUAUCAGUCGAUGUACAGAUACAGGAGACUUGAGCAUGCUUGGACGUGCUGCUGAUGAGGUCGCCCUGAUGUGUCAAACUACCUCCUCUUCAUCUUCCUCUAUGAAUAUUGCAGGUCAAGUGAUUGCUUGUGCAGGUCACUAA
Talaromyces atroroseus is the source of this 1200-nucleotide messenger RNA. RefSeq lists its product as hypothetical. Lineage: Eukaryota; Fungi; Ascomycota; Eurotiomycetes; Eurotiales; Trichocomaceae. Gene Ontology annotation, molecular function: oxidoreductase activity. The coding region runs from base 1 to 1200 and encodes 399 amino acids. The transcript is spliced from 5 exons. The record is from RefSeq and is a predicted model, not a curated record.